CAACAGGUGGAUAACCAUAACAGUCAUAAAUUCAUAGCACUACAACAUCCCAGAUCUUGUCUUGAAACGAUUUUCCAACAACCAAACUUCUCAUCUUUUGAUGUUUAAUGUGCCUUUGUAGGCAGCUUUUGGUAUUGACUUUUCCGGCUGAGCUAUGAUGUCUGAAGCUGGCGGAAUUGAUUUCUUACAAAUUCCACUUGUUGCUCUCAGGGCCAGGACAAGGAAAGUCCUUUCUCUUGGAUUGAACUGCACCAAAGUGAUUCCUUCUCCAUCUGGCUAUCCCAGGGAUUGGAGAGGGUUGGCGGAUAUUGCCAAAGUGUCUUUGCCUCCUUGUGACAACGAUCCGACAGCAAGCAUCAUCUGCCAGUGGGAAAGGACCAAAUCAAAUGUCAACGAUUUACGAGAAGCACUGAAGGAAAUAGACAGAUGGGAUGUCCUAGAUGAUAUAACGGAAUAUCUUGAAACAGACGUAAAAGAUUAUCUUAACACAUCAAAUAAUAAUGAUGGUUGCCUGCAAAAAAUAGAACCAGACUUUGCUCUUACUGAUGAUGACGUUCAAAGAAAGGAAAAAGGAUUGGGCCCUCAAAUUUAUGAUGCAUUUCUUUUAUUUGCCGAUGAAGAUAAGGAGUUUGCAAUGGAGAUUGUUCAUAAAUUAGAAGGAGAAUAUAACGCAAAACUUUGCUUGAAAGAUAGGGAUUUACUCGGAGGCGUAUCAAUUGAACAUGAAGCCAUAAUGAGAUUGAUAUCGCAAAGAUGCAACAAGGUCAUUACAGUUCUGUCACACAGUUUCUGUAAAAGUUCAGUCAAUAAAUUUUUUGUCGCUUUUGCCCAAGCUCUUGCUAUAAGACAGGAAUCGAGGAAAAUAAUCCCUAUAACUUAUCAAAAUUCCAAACUUGACUUUCCCAUACAACUUCAACAUUAUUUCAUAUUGAAUUAUGACAGGGCGAACAAUUUUGGCAAUUUCUGGGAUAAAUUGCACCAAUCGAUUAAAGCACCUGUUGAAAAAAUAAGAGAAGUACAAAUUGAAGCGCCUUCAAACUGCAAAGAAAUUGAAUGGAAGAGCAAUUCUUUACCUGUUAAAGAAUGGGACUGCACAAAAUCUGUAAACAAAGAGAAACAGUGCAAAGAAUUAAAAGUAGAAGAACUAUACACUGUUGACGAAGCUUGUGAUAACUCAAGUAACAACAGUGCAGAACUGGAAAGGUUGAAGUUAACUGAAGCUCAACAAGACAGCGAACCUCAAAGCCCUGCCUCAAAGUUAUUUAAAAAGACAAAGAAACUGUUUAAAAAAAAUAAGAAAAAAGUCCCCGUUCUGAGUUCGUAAUCUGAGAUUAUUUACCUGUUUCAUUAACUGAAAUCUGUGAUAAUUUUUGUAAAUCACGAUACCAUUUUCAUCCAAUGUGCAAUUCAAAGGCAGACAUUGCCUUAGUCACAAAGAAUUAGUUUGUAUAAAAAUUUUCCUGUACAUGUAUAUAUCACGGUUGCCAUUUUUCAGUGCCUUAUUCUGUAAUAUAAUCAAUUUUUAUUCAAAAACAUGUAGUUGUUACAAAUUGAUUUUAUAUUAGUUAUAGCAAUCAUUAAAUAAAAUUAAAAAUGCAUUGAUCAUUUUAUAUUAAAUAACUAAUCUAAUCAUAUGAUAGUAUUAACAUGACACGUUAACAAUUAAAUCAAAUAUGAAUGUUAGAAAGACAUAAAAUGAGGUGAAAGUAAAGAAAAAAAAUCUAUGUCAGUGCUAUUCACAAAAAAAACGUGAUAUACUCGCCUCAUUUAAUUGUUAUUUAAGAAAAAAAUCUUAUUAAGAAUGGUAUCUAUUCAUUAAUGAUUAGAUUUGUGUAAUAAUGAUACAAUAUAAAAAGUAAACCUCAACAAUAUAGCAAUUAAUCGUUAAUUGUUAUAGAACAAACAAGAGCCGGCAAGGAUUUGAAGACAAGUGAGAAAUCCAUUGUCUCAAUUCCAAAAUGAAUUUUCUGUUUGACAUUACUAGCCACUUCCAACAUAGAAUAUAAAGUUAAAAUUGUGGCCAAAAGUUAAUUUUGGAUUGAAACAUGUUUGCCUAAAGGAUAAAUUAAAAACUGGUUAAUUUUCAUAAUCAUGAUUUUAUUUUAAAUGUUUUAACAUUAGAUAAACUUACAAAAGCACAACAUUUACACAAAUAACAAUUUGUUUAAUAAUUUAAUUACAUUUACAUUAUAUAGUGAUUACUAAACCUAAAUUUUGUAUGUAGUGGUCAUCCUGAGAAUAAAGUUUGUGAUGAAAUUUUCACAUACCUGUGUAAUAAGGUUUCACACAAUUUAUUGACCUAUUCUAAUUUACCUACAGUACACAAUCCAUCUCUUAUAACCAUAAUUAUCUAAUAAAACUGCUUUUGACAUAUUAGAAAUGAAAUUACCCUGUUGUUAAUAAACAUUUUAACCUUUGAGAAAAUAAUUACAGCCUAUUUUUAAAAUACUACGCAUAUUCUCAUAACUAUGUUAUUUUACAAAAAGCAGCAAAACAAUUUUUAAUCUACGAAGAAAAUUAACGACAAUUCAUGAAUAAAUUGUACCUAAACUAAAGCACAGCCAUUAAAAUAAAACUAUCACAUCGAAUAAAAAUAUAAUUACAUUUUAAUUUAGUUUUUAUAAAUAACCAGGUAAUACUUUCUACAUUGUAGUAAAAACAAUUUAAUUGUGAAUAAUAAUUCAAUUUUUGUAAAUAGCAAGUCUGUAGGUAGGCAUAAGUUACAAUCAUUUCAUUUAUUAAGUGAAAUUGUUAAAAAAAAAAUCUAUUAAAAGACCACUUCAAUGAAAA
Molecule: messenger RNA, 2790 nt
Organism: Cimex lectularius (bed bug)
Lineage: Eukaryota; Metazoa; Arthropoda; Insecta; Hemiptera; Cimicidae
Gene: Myd88
Product: myeloid differentiation primary response protein MyD88
Exons: 7
Coding region: 155-1324 (389 amino acids)
Biological process (GO): innate immune response; defense response to Gram-positive bacterium; MyD88-dependent toll-like receptor signaling pathway
Cellular component (GO): plasma membrane
Molecular function (GO): TIR domain binding; Toll-like receptor binding
Source: RefSeq, a predicted model, not a curated record